This is a messenger RNA of Camelina sativa (false flax), 1185 nucleotides long. Lineage: Eukaryota; Viridiplantae; Streptophyta; Magnoliopsida; Brassicales; Brassicaceae. The record is from RefSeq and is a predicted model, not a curated record.
AAAAGUUGAAAAAGAAAGGGGUCUAAAGCGUAAAAUUGAUAAGGGAAGGUCGCCUCUGAGCCUGUUUGUUUGUUGUAGCUCUUUUGUCGAAAUCGCAGAGAAUUAGGGUUAGAGAUCUAGGGUUUUUAAGGCGAGAAUGGAUGAGGUUGCGAUCUUGGUUCCAAAGUUUGGGGAUGAGUUGCCGCAGCGUAAACGGAAAUUGGAGAGCUCAACCUACGCCGCCCCCGCCCCCGCCCCGAUAAGAAAUUUCCAUAAGGUUGAGUACGAUUCUUGCGAUGACGACGACGAUGAUGAUUAUAUUGCCUCUAUGGUCGAGAAGGAAUACAAUCGACAAUUUCUACAGUCUGACGGUUUCGAUGUUGAUCGCUUUGAUCUUCGGUAUGGUGGAAUAUAUCCCUACAUACUGAGAGAUGCGUAUGACUAUCCAUACGACAUGGGUCUUUUGGGUAGACUGGGACUUCACUGUUUCAAUCUUCAGAAGACUUGUGUUUGCCAAGAUUAUUCUCCCAAAGACGCAUCCUUUAUGGUGCAGACCGAAAUUUCCAGACUGAAAGUUCCUGCUGGCCCUCGGACUACUUUUAUUGGGCCUCAGAGGAGAUGGAAAGAUGAUGCAGUAGAUGAUUCUUACAAAGGUAAAAUGCCGACCUGGUUGACGGACCAAGACCUGGCUAGCAAUAAGGGGCAUUCUUAUGAGUUGCAAGAAUCAGACUGGCAAGGAAUUGAUUGGCUUCAUAUGUACGCUGAGUUUGCUUUUUACUCCAAAAGCUCUUCAUAUACGACUGACUUGAGGCCUUUUCUACCACUUGAUAUAAAGAAGAUAAUUGUACAAACUCUGGAAAACAGAGAAGCGUCACCACAUAUGAUAGACAAGGCCACCAACGCCAUCUUCUACAUAAGUUUCAAGGGAAAUGGUGAUCCGACUGGUACACCUAUGGAGUACCAAGCUAUUGUAAGGAGAACCAUGGAUGGGAUGCCGGGACACAUUUGCCUAGAAUUUGACUGCUUGGCCUACAAGUCCAGUUGAAUGUAUUCGGAAAUGUCCCUCUUAAAUUUAUGUAGCUAGGUUUAAACCCAGCGGGACAAACUUUUAUAUAAUGUAUUCCCAAUGUGUGUGUCAUUUACCUAAGUUUUAAAAUUCUUAUUUAUGACUAAAAUAUCAAUUAAACCCUCUCUCCCUUUCUUCUU